Lampris incognitus (smalleye Pacific opah) is the source of this 1321-nucleotide messenger RNA. It is a transcript of the gene sdhaf2, whose product is annotated as succinate dehydrogenase complex assembly factor 2. Gene Ontology annotation, cellular component: mitochondrion. Gene Ontology annotation, biological process: mitochondrial electron transport, succinate to ubiquinone; protein-FAD linkage; tricarboxylic acid cycle. The coding region runs from base 276 to 767 and encodes 163 amino acids. NCBI's taxonomy places the organism in Eukaryota, Metazoa, Chordata, Actinopteri, Lampriformes, Lampridae. The transcript has 4 exons. The record is from RefSeq and is a predicted model, not a curated record.
CAUCGCACUGCCGUCCUGGGGGGGAAAUGUCCAGCGUUUGGUUUGGAGCCCGUCCAUCUCCGCGUGCGGCUGUGGAAUUUUCCCGGUGACGAGAUUACCUGCAGGGAGGAAGUUGGUCCUCGGACUGGCUGUGACGCGCUUCCGGUGACGUCCGCCGCGCUCGCGUAAGUGUCCUCUGUGUGCUAGCCGUGUUACGCUAGUGACGUCCUCCUCCAUCCAGCCCGGCGGAACGCGUCGCCCCGGCAGUGGUUCGCGGCGCCAGGUCGACGUCCAAAAUGCAGUCUUCCGUCUUUGCUGGACGACUAGUGAAGCAGGCCUGCCAGGCAGCGUGGAGACCAGCGGUGACGGGGCUGACAUCAGUUCGUGGAUACCGGGGAGAGGCGCCCGAGGACUCCAAGAGUGACCUGAUAGAGAUUCCUCUGCCCCCGUGGGAGGAGAAGAGCGGAGAGCCCAUUGACAUCAAGAGGCGGCGCUUGCUUUAUGAGAGUCGCAAGAGAGGCAUGCUUGAAAACUGCAUAUUGCUCAGUCUCUUUGCAAAGCGGUACCUGAACACGAUGAGUGAGCUGCAGCUGAAACAGUACGACAGACUGAUUAAUGAGCCCAGUAACGACUGGGACAUCUACUACUGGGCAACAGAGGCCCAGCCGACCCCCGACGUUUACCAAGGAGAGGUCAUGGACCUACUGAAGGAGUUCACCAAAAAUCGGGACCAUGAACAGAGAUUGGACGCACCCAACCUGGAAUACCUGGACAAGGAAAGCCAAUGAGGCCGAGGCCCCCGGGACCCUCUGAGAGACUGUGUGUAUAAGCGGUGUGCAAAAUACAAUCCCACCAACAACAACAACAACAACAACAAAACACUUCCCCAGGUUGCGAUCCAUCCAGUCCACUCCUGGUCCUGCAGAGGAGGCGUAUGUGAAGGAGUGGAGACAAGCUGGAAGUAAAUACAUGUACUGUACAUAUAGCGGGACGUAGCUCAGCAUGGGAGGGGUGCCCCUCAUACUACAUAUGCCCUGUUAAAUCACUGAUCUGCUGGGCCUUAAUACACAAAUAAUGAAUGUAAAUGUUGUGUAACGUCGUGUCCGAUUAUGAGGGACCUGUCUUUUAUGUCGAUUGGUUAAAUACCCGGGAUAUUAAGUACCUAGAUGAGCUGAUUCAACCUUUCCUUGAUUUAAACAAGCUGAGUACUGUGAUCUGUUCUGCACGGACCACACAUGCAGACCCGUCCAACGUUGGCCGGGACCUCUGUUGUGUAGUGGCUGUACAGUGUGUGUCAGUGUGGUGUCAUUUGGGUUUAAUUUAAUAAAUUUUGGAGCGUGUA